CUGGGCCUGCCUCCUCCUGGGGUUCAUCCUCCGGGGCGUGGCAGAGGCUGGGUGCGCCAGGCCUCUGAGGCAUGGUCAUAAAGAGGGGGCAGACCCCCAUCUGGCCUGGCUGCCACACACAGGACUCAGACCCCACCUGGCCCAGCUGCCAUGCAAAUGACUCAGAUCCUCGCCUGGCACCCUUGCUGUGCAAACAGCUCCACUCCCGGCUUCAGGUUGCUGCAGAGCAAAGGGUGGAUUUACGCUGCCCUCCUGCCAAUGAUUCAGGCCUCAAACGGGCACAUCAGCCCUGCAGACCACUAACCCUCCCCCUCACCCAGGGGCUCCGGCAGCCAGGAAAGCCCAGGGGUGGAACCGGGGCUGCUCCGCAGGGAUCCUCUCCCUCCCCAGCCGCGUGUGCCCAUUUGUGAAUGAAUCCCAGCUGCGCGCCGAGGCCGCCCCCAGCCUGGCCCGGCCCGCGCUCGGCCGGGAAGGGUGCCCGUCAGGCAGCAGGGGCGUGGGGCCAGGCUCCGCAGGGGAAGAUGCAAGCGGGAAGCGGGAAGGCAGGAGAGCCUGGGCGGGUAGCGACACGUCCCGGGCAGGGCAGCGCGGGGCCAGGGCUGAGCCGCGGUUCUGGUGCCCAGCCGGCGCCGGACGCCCCGGGGAGCCGGGCUCCAGGGGAUGCCCCGGCGGGGGCCGGCCCGGCGGCCGUGGCCCCCUCGCAGGUGCUGAAGGAGGGGCUGCUGGAGAAGCGCAGCGGGGGGCUGCUGCAGCGCUGGAAGAGGAAGCGCUGCCUGCUGACCGAGGAGGGGCUGCGGCUCUUCGAGCCCGGCGGCUCCCGCGGCAAGGAGCUCGGCUUCGCCCGCAUGCGGGCGGUGGAGUGCGUGGAGUGGAAGCGGCGGCACGUCUACUUCACCGUGGUGACCGAGGGCGGCGGCGAGAUCGACUUCCGCGGCCCGCGGGAGGAGCCCGGCUGGAGCGCGGAGAUCGGGCUGGGGCUGGUGCGGUUCCAGAACCGCCGGGCCAUGCAGAGCGUGCGGGCCCGGCGCGGCGGCGGGGCGGCCAUCCAGAACGACACAGCCCCGAGCGGCCAGGCCACAAACCCGGAGGGACACAAGGGAAGGACGGGGAUGCUGGAGGGGCGCUCGCUCGCUGGUGAGGAAAACGGAGUCCCUGGCUGUGAGUGAAAGAGGGGCCCUGGCUUCGAGAGGGACAGCAGGCGUUUCAGCGCCAAAGGCCCGAUGAGCCUGGACCACGUCUGCCACUAGCUGCUGCGAACCUCCCCCCGUCCCUGCUGGGCCAUAGGCUGCUGCCCCGGUCUCCAAGCGCUCCGUAUAGCUUGGCCCAGGGAUCUGGGGCCCACUGGUCCAGUCAAGGGCCUGCUGGAGAGGUAGGAAGAGGAGCACGCAGCGGGAUAAAAGCCCAGGAUGACGGCAAGAACCAAAGCAAGAUUGUUUCACGCCUCAUCAGCCUGCUGCUGGCUGGACACCAGAAGGGACUCGACUGGGCUAGUGGGCCGGGGAGCCCAUCCCGCACGCUGGACCUGCCAUGUCCCUGCUGCCCAGGCUCAGCCAGGCAUCUUCGUGAUCCAGAGGUGCAUCCCUUCCGUCUCAUGGUGACAAGCUGCCCCGUAGCUGAGCCGGCUGGGGCCGUGAUGAACUGGAAGUCGGCUGCCCUAUGUCUCUUCUCCUUAGACUGAUCCUGCGGGCUGGAGUAACUGGAGAUCCAAGCUGAAGAUGCAAAAUUUCAGCAUCCAGAGAAUUAGCCUGGUGGGAUGCCAGGGUGUAGGUGGGGGUGGCUCCCCAGUUUGGCUGGGACCUGUGUGAUGACAGGCUUCAGCGAGAAGGUGUGAGCCUGUCUCGACCGGUGACCUGUCUGGACAGAGGGGUUGUGAGGACAGCCCUGAAUGAAUUCCUCCCUUUGUAACAGACGGUGCAAGCGCUCACAUGCCCUGCCCCACUGGGUCAGACCGGCUCCCCUGCCAGGAUGGGGAGUCUCUGCUGUUGGUGUGUUGGGACAAUCGACAAUGCGGGCCCCUGGGUCACCGAAGCAAAGGGUGGUUUGUGUCUGGAACGCUUUGGUCAUCAGACGGUGCCCAUUCCGCACUCUGCUGCUUCCUGGUUUGCAUCUUCACCUUGUUGGGGUCGGGGCAGUUCCCCCUGUGCACAGAUCUGCCGAUGCCCCUCAGUCCUGAUUCGCAGCCCCCUGCUAUUCCAGCCGGGGGCUCCCCCACAUACAGCUCUGCCAAUGCCCCUCAAUCCUGACCUGCAGCCCUCUGCUUUUCCGGCCCUGGGCUCCCCCCACACCACAGAUCUGCCCCAGCCCCGGUUUUGCACCCUGCUGCGCCCAUCCUGGGCCUCCAUGCGAAUGCCAAGCUGAGUGGUAAUUUUGUGACAGGGACCAAUAAACGUUACAGGGAUGUAAAUGUUA
This is a messenger RNA of Chelonia mydas (Green sea turtle), 2409 nucleotides long. RefSeq names its product pleckstrin homology like domain family A member 3 (gene PHLDA3). The record is from RefSeq and is a predicted model, not a curated record. The transcript is spliced from 2 exons. Gene Ontology annotation, molecular function: phosphatidylinositol phosphate binding. Gene Ontology annotation, cellular component: plasma membrane. Lineage: Eukaryota; Metazoa; Chordata; Testudines; Cheloniidae. Gene Ontology annotation, biological process: negative regulation of phosphatidylinositol 3-kinase/protein kinase B signal transduction; intrinsic apoptotic signaling pathway in response to DNA damage by p53 class mediator; positive regulation of apoptotic process. The coding region runs from base 411 to 1166 and encodes 251 amino acids.